Messenger RNA from Silurus meridionalis, 2241 nucleotides. It is a transcript of the gene sec14l7, whose product is annotated as SEC14-like lipid binding 7. Gene Ontology annotation, cellular component: cytoplasm. Lineage: Eukaryota; Metazoa; Chordata; Actinopteri; Siluriformes; Siluridae. The transcript has 12 exons. The coding region runs from base 143 to 1339 and encodes 398 amino acids. The record is from RefSeq and is a predicted model, not a curated record.
UUGCUGUCCAUAAUCCCUGUUCACUCAUGUUGCUCCCAAAGGGCAAAGGGCAAAUCUGUCCUAUACCUUAUAAAUUCAGUAGAGAAAUAUGACCACAGAAAUAAAUUUGGCAAAGUUGCAGGUUUGUUAAUUACGCAGAGCAAUGAGUGGCCAUGUAGAAGAUCUCAGCCCUAAACAGGCUGCAGCUCUGGAAGAGUUGUGUGAAAGAAUUAAAGAUGUGUAUGCCCAGCUUCCUAAUCAAAGUGACAAUUACCUGCUUCGCUGGCUCCGAGCUAGAAGCUUCAAUGUCCUAAAGGCUGAAGCAAUGCUUAGAAAGCAUUUGGAAUUUCGCAAGCGUUUGAAAGUAGAUUCUAUCCUAGAAGACUGGAAACCACCAGAGGUAAUUGAGAACUACAUGUCUGGUGGGAUGUGUGGCUAUGAUCGAGAGGGAAGUCCAGUCUGGUAUGAUAUAAUUGGCCCUCUUGAUCCAAAAGGUCUUCUCAUGUCUGCCACCAAGCAAGACUACAUAAGGACCAAAAUUAGAGACUGUGAGCUACUGCGAAAAGAGUGUUUGAAACAGUCUGAAAGGCUUGGGAAAGCUGUGGAAUCAAUCACUCUUAUUUAUGAUUGUGAAGACCUUGGCCUGAAACAUAUCUGGAAGCCUGCAGUUGAAGCAUAUGGAGAAAUUCUUACCAUGUUUGAGGAAAACUAUCCUGAGGGCCUUAAGAGGGUUCUUCUUAUUAAAGCGCCUAAACUCUUUCCUAUUGCGUACAACUUGAUUAAACCGUUCCUGUGCGAAGAAACCCGGCGAAAAAUUAUCAUCGUUGGCUCUAACUGGAAGGAAGUACUGCAGAAAUACGUAGUACCAGACCAGCUGCCUGUGGUCUACGGAGGCACUUUGACAGAUCCGAAUGGGAACCCCUACUGUAAAACUAUGAUUAAUUAUGGAGGUGUCGUGCCUAAAUCCUACUACAUUAAAGAUUCUGUUGAUGUGCAGUAUGAAAAGUGUGUUACCAUCAGCCGGGGUUCCGACCACCAACUGGAAUGUGAAGUCCUUGUCCCUAACUGCUUACUAAGAUGGCAGUUCACUAGUGAUGGUGGUGAUAUUGGCUUUGGCAUCUACAUGAAGACAAAAAAAGGAGUAAAACAGAAAAUCACAGAAAUGCAAGAGGUGUUGCCAAAUACACGUUAUAAUGCACAUCUGGUGCCAAUGGAUGAAUCGUACACAUGUGACGAACCAGGCAUUUAUGUGGUACGAUUUGAUAACUCUUACAGUAUUCUUCAGUCAAAGAAGAUAAGCUUCACGGUGGAUGUUGUUCUACCUGAAAUACACACUCAGAACAUGGAGGAACAGGCAUGACUUGAGAGUGCUGUAUGUAUUCUAUAUGAGACAAGAUUUCUGUCAAGUAUUGAUCACCAGUGUACCUUAAUAUGAAGUGCAAACCUGACAUAUGCCACAAUACCCAGAAAGCCUUGCCAGUGUAGAGGAAAGGGCCCGGGACGUACUGUGACCCUGACCAGGAAAAAACAAUUGCUGAAAAUGAUUGAAUUAAUAUAUAAAUUAAUGAAUAAUAACAUAAUUAAUUAAUUGUAAGAAUACACAUGCCAUUUGGAUUUGAUAGCGGGAGACUUGAAUAUUGUCUAGAUAACAUUCAAAGCAUUUGAUGUUUUUGUUUGUUUGUUAAUUCAGUGUUGUCUUCUGUAAGGAAGGCAUGUACAUUAAUUGAAUGAAACACUCAUCAAAUAUUCAUAUGCUCUGCUCAUCUUAAAAAUUAAUGUUGAUAAUUUUAGCAUUGAAAGUUUUGCAUUGUCUCAGUUUAGGAUGACAUCUUCCCCAAUGUUCUUUGUGAAAAAAUAAAUAAGCUUUAUUUGACUUGGACUACAAAGACUAUGUACUGUAGUUAAUUUGUUAAUCAAUUGUGCCAUAUAUAUGUCUUUGAUAUAGACCUCAAAUGGCACUCCAAUAUUUGAGUUUGACAUAAUGUUUUGCCUAUUAUACAGUGGUUACAUUAAACCUUCACUGUUCUGAAGUAUUAAAUCCUCACUAUCUGUGCUUAACUCAACCAAAUAUUGUAUUGUCCACACACCAGCACACAAUGGAUAUAAUAAUUCUUCUGCCAAUGCAGGUUUUUAUGACGGAAAAACAUUUAACUGAGUUAAAUCAUAUCAUUUCUGCUCACUUUAAUGUGAUACAGCAACCAUUACAUUUUGGAAGGGGCAAAAAAGAAAAGUGUAUAACAAUAAACAUAGCUAGUACUUUGA